AUGAUGCUACAAAUUCUUCUAAUUUUUACCUAUCUUCUGGGGAUUACUGUAGCCGCCGACUGCGCGGAGUACAAAACGUGUUCAAGUUGUGUGAACGGGACAGUCGGUUGCGGAUGGUGCCUGGAAGAGAACAAAUGCUCGACGUCGGCCGAUUGCAAAACGGUGUAUUUUCUAAAGGACGAACCAAGCAACUGUCCCCGGCAGCCCGACCCAAAUUUCCCAUUCAACGAGACCUUGGCCCGGAAUUGGGUCCUGCCUCUCUGUGCUGCUGCCUACGGCACCGAACCGAAUGUUUGCAUACAAAAGCACGUACCGACCGCCACCUACUACGACCGCGUCGAAGUGGUGUGCGACGAGUUCAAGAAGCUCGGCGACAACUGCUCAGCUUACACCUCCUACGACAAAUCCCUUCAACAAAUUAUCGUAACCUUCCGUGGGUCAGCUGGCAAAUACGAGAUGUUCAUCGAGUUUUUGAGCAUAGUAAAUCAUAAAGACGACUUUUUCGGCACGGGCAAAGUGUACGACUACUUCCACACGGCAUUCCUCAAAAUAUGGCAACCACAGUUGCAGACACAAUUCCGGGCAUUAAGGAAGGUUUUUCCGGGCUACAAAGUGCUGGUAAUUGGCCAUUCGCUUGGUGGGGCCUUGGCAGCGCUGGGAGCCGCUUAUAUUGCAAAAGUUGAGGGAGUACCCGGAAAGGAUAUACGGCUAAUCACAUUCGGCGAGCCGCGGGUUGGCGAUAAGAAUUUUGCCGAUUAUUUGGAGACUACGAUACCAAGCUCUUAUCGGGUCGUCCACCAGCUUGACCCGAUCCCACGUCUUCCGCCCAAACUCUCAAUUUUUGACAUGGUGCACCAUCGGACGGAACUGUGGUAUCAAAACGACAUGACACCCGGAAAGAAAUAUGAUAUCUGCCCGUAUCAGGAUUUGGAUGGGACCUGUGCGAAUACAAAACAGGCAUGGGUGUUUGGCGAUCACACCUCCUACUACCAUCCGCCUGCAGCGAUUCCCGCCUGGGGUAGGGGUGGAUGU
This is a messenger RNA of Mesorhabditis spiculigera, 1032 nucleotides long. NCBI's taxonomy places the organism in Eukaryota, Metazoa, Nematoda, Chromadorea, Rhabditida, Rhabditidae. The record is from the annotation of a GenBank genome assembly.